UCAGUUGCCUCGCGAGGACAUUCGCGAUUCAACGGCACCAUGUCCCCAUCCGUGUCCAACUUCCGCAGUGCACCUCUGAGGACUGCGCAGACAGAUAUCUCGAGUCCAACCAUCAAAACGAUACCUGAGCUUAUUGACUUCCACGCCCACCAGAAUCCGGAUCAUGUCUUUUGCAUCCAGUCUGAUUUCUCUCUCGGGGGCGACAUAUUCCAUACCGUUGACUAUGCUUGCCUCGAGAACGCGAUACUCGCAUGCCAAACGAGCAUUCUUGAUGACAUUGGCCCAGUCUGUCUUCCAAGACAAGAUGCAGAUGGUCAAAUUAUCAAGAGCGCUCCUGUCGCACUCCUCAUGGAGAGUGACCUGAGUAUCCUACUGUACCUGUUUUCUCUGUUCGGCCUAGGCAUUCCCGUGGUCCUACUUUCGAUUCGCCUCAGUCCACUCGCCAUCAAGAGUCUGCUUUCAGAGACCGGAGCUUCCGUCAUUUACACUUCGAAGCAACACAUGUCGUUAGCCAAGGAAGCGCAUUCUCUUCUUGCCAACGGAAAGCAUCACUACCUUUCCAUCAAAUCGUCGACAUCUUACAGACAGUUCUUGAAUGUUGGAAAUCUGGAUCGAACCCGUGUAUACGUAGAUUGGCACCACGUCGCAGACGAUGAUCGAAACGUAUUCAUACUGCACUCCUCUGGUACUACUGGUCUGCCAAAGGCAAUCCGUCAGUCUCAUAGCUAUGUGCUCAACUAUCUCUUGUGUUGUGACUUGUCGGAAGAAGACAGCCAUCGACUCAAUCUCACCAGUCUACCUCUUUUCCAUGGAUUUGGACUACUGGCACCUCUACUUUCCCUGAGCCUGGGAAAGCCCCUCGUAAUUCCUCCCUCCUCGCUCCAAACGGGCGCACAAGUAGUAUCGCUCCUCGAACGAUUCACGCUUGGGUCUUUCAUGACUGUCCCAGUUAUCUUACAAGAGCUUGUCGAGUUGGAUAAUCCGAGAGUCAUGGAGGCGCUGCGGUCUCUCGACUUUGUGGCCUGCGCUGGAGGUGCCUUGAAAGAAUCAGUCGGCAACAUGCUAGCGGCGGCCGGCGUGAACGUGUUGAACUCGUAUGGCAAUACGGAAGCGGGCCCUCUUUCUGUCAUGUACGUACCUCCAGAAGGCUACGACUGGCGGUGGUUUAUGCUGCGGGAUGACAUGGGGAUUCAGAUGAUAACUGAGGAGAAUGAGGCAUGCACCGACCCGGAUACAUGCAGACUCUCAGUUCGACCACCAGGUUGGAUACAGAAUUUUGAGAUGCAAGAUUUGUUCGCUAUCGAUCCCAGUGAUGGAACAAAACGAAGGCUCCGGCCUCUUGCGCGAACAGACGAUGUUAUUGUCUUGAAGAAUGGGGAAAAGGUUUCGCCAUAUAUUGUUGAAAGUGUUCUCGCCCAACGAGACGACGUAAAGGCUGCCGUUGUUUUUGGCAGCGGUCAGUCUCAACUCGGGGUUCUCAUUGAGCCAUCACGAUCGAUUUCCUCUACAAAGGAGCUGGCAGGGUUCAAAGACAGUAUAUUGCGUUAUCUAGUCGAAUCAGGGACUUCCAUAGACGCACAUGCUCAUAUUGUCUUUCGCGAAGCUGUUAUCGUCCUUAAUGAAGGCCAAACCUUGCUUCGCUCUGACAAGGGCACUGUAUUGAGACGCGCCUGCUAUGAAAAAUAUAGCCAGGAGAUUGAAAAAGCAUAUGAUGAAUUAAGCAAAGGCGCCGUCGACGUUGAUGUUAAAAUUCUUCGCGGCGACGUAGAAGACAAUAUUGAGAAGUUGAUCAGCACAAAGAUCCUGCGUUCUGGACAACCGACUGAACUCACUCGAUUAACAGAUCUCUUCGAGCUGGGUAUUGACUCGUUGCAAGUCGGACAACUGCACCGAAUCUUGCUUUCCAGUCUGUCACUGGAAUUGGGGGAUCGCGCUGCUGCUGAGCGCAUCGUACCGCGUGGAUUUGUUUACCUAAAUUCCACUAUAUCAAAAAUGGCAGAGGCUCUAAAGGGAGAAUCGAGAGCUGAUGAGUCGAAUUCCUCGAAGGAAGACGCUAUCCAAAAAUAUGUCCGCGAACACGAUGUCCCACCGCGCCUGUGGGGUGCAAAACAGCCUCCCCAAGGGGCCGUAGUUCUUCUGACCGGUGCGAGUGGAGGCCUGGGCUCUCAUAUUCUGCGAGAGCUGGUCAAAGAUAACUCUGUCAAGCAGGUUAUCUGUUUGGACCGUGCUGCCUCUGGUUAUGUCGACGCUUAUACUAGACAGUACACCUGCAGCAGCGAGAAAGGCGCCGACAUACCCCCACAGUUUCAAAACAAGAUUACAAUACUGAACACAAGAACAUAUGAUAUGCAUCUUGGAUUGCAAGACUUCUACUACGCAAGCCUCGUGGCUACCGUCACGCACGUCGUACACAAUGCUUGGCCUAUGGACCUCAAUCGUCGGCUCCAUUCGUUCCGCCCUCAGUUUCAAACAAUGUCCAACCUGCUUCGCUUUUGCUUGGACGCGAAGGAACUGCACCUUAACAAGGAAGGCUUCAAGGUGCGAUUGCUCUUCGUCUCAUCAAUAUCCGUCGUUGGAUUCUACAACGGCAACGAAAAAAGCUGUACCAAAGACACUGGCGCUUUUCAUAAUAGCUCUACUUUCCUGAUCCCAGAAGAUGCAUCCAUCGAGGCUUCUCACACCCUCCCGGUAGGUUACGCAGAAGCGAAGCUCGUGUGCGAGAGGUUAGUGCGCAACGCCACAAACGCCGGUAUCGUCGAUGGCGUUAUCACCCGAAUGGGCCAGAUUGCUGGCGCAUUGGAAAACGGGUACUGGAACAAGGCUGAGCAUAUUCCCAUGAUGAUACGCUCGUCAGUAAAAAUGAGAGCUCUGCCUAAAAUUGAAGGGACUCUGUCGUGGAUCCCUCUCGACCUCGCUGCUCGCAGCGUAUCUACCAUCCUCCUCCUCCCUCCCUCCAACAACCCCUUCUCACCCCGCGACAACCAUAUAGUCUAUCACAUUGAGAAUCCACAACGCCAAAAGUGGGAGUCGGUCCUUACCCCUUUAUCCAAGAAUCUCAACCUACCUCUUGUCGAAUUUCGCGAGUGGGUAGACUUGCUGCGCUCUCACCCGUCUCAAGGCCACGAACGUCCUGAUGACAGUACGGGAAACGACAAAACAGACGACCUUGCCUCCCAUGAACCGCUUCUGCAUUUCUUCGAAACCUUUUUCGAGCGAAUAGGGUGUGGGACGGUUGUAUUGGGUAUGGACCGUGCAAUAUAUGCUUGUCCAGAGAUGUUGGGCGGAAUGGAUUCCGUGGGUCCUGAUCUAUUGGACAAAUACUUGGACUACUGGAGGGAUUGCGGAGUCAUUGCUGGUACUGAGCGCUGA
This is a messenger RNA of Periconia digitata, 3369 nucleotides long. The record is from the annotation of a GenBank genome assembly. NCBI's taxonomy places the organism in Eukaryota, Fungi, Ascomycota, Dothideomycetes, Pleosporales, Periconiaceae.